Coregonus sp. 'balchen' is the source of this 43318-nucleotide messenger RNA. Lineage: Eukaryota; Metazoa; Chordata; Actinopteri; Salmoniformes; Salmonidae. The record is from the annotation of a GenBank genome assembly.
AUGAUGAGGAGAGGCGGCCAGGGCGUGAUGCGGAUCGGGGGUAGUUCUCCGGCGCGGUCUUCCGGGCGCUGCUGCGCGCGGGGCCCACGUGCGUGCUCGGUGUCCGGGCCCCGGGCGUGCUGGCCGUCGGCGUGCUGCGCGCGGCGCCCGGGCGUGCUGGCGGCGGGGUCCCCGGGCGUGCUGGCGGCGGGCCCCGGCGUGCUGGCGGCGCGGGGCCCCGGGCGUGCUGGCGGCGGCGGGGCCCUGGGCGUGCUCGCGGCGCGGGGCCCCGGGCUUGCUGGCGGCGCGGGGCCCCGGGCGUGCUCGCGGCGCGGGCCCCCCGGAGUUGAUAGAGGCCAAGCGGCAGUGAUAGAGGGACAGAUUGCAUUAAUUGUCAAUUUGAGUUUAUCCUUUCAGUCAAAGCUGGAACUGGGGAACCAACCAGCAAUGGUCUGCAGGGGAAAUAACCCCCCCCCCACCCCCCACCACCCAAAUGAUCCAGAACCUUCUUUGAAGUCACAACUGGCACAAUAUUACCCUCACAAAGAGAGACAAAGAAAAUACACUCUCACACUCACACACAGCUUUGUUUUUGAGAAUUUCCUGGACUUUGUGGGGAGUAUUCUAUUUUCCCUAACCCCUAAACCUAACCCUAACCCUUAACCUAACUCCUAACCAUAACCCUAAACCUAACCCUUAAGGCUAAAAUAGAAUUUUAACAAAUUCAGGACAUGAAACAAGUCCUGACUUUUAAACAACAACAACAACAACAAAUCCUACUUUGUCAGGACAUUCUGGUCCUGAAAAGGUAGGAAAAACAUGUACAUAUAUACACGCACACACACACACACACACACACACACACACACACACACACACACACACACACACACACACACACACACACACACACACACACACACACACCAUGGACAUUUACAAAACAACAUAAACACAUACAGUACACCCCAAGGUACACACACACACACAAGGGCUCCCCCCCAUAUCUGCAAGGAGCUGAUGACAUUGCAUGAAAGCCCUCCUCCAGCUAUCAAAGUAUUACAGUGUGUUUACAGCAGUGAUGUGGAGAGGAUUGGUCCUAGCUUCCUGUUGUUGUUCUGCUGUAAGGCUGACUGACACUAGGGCUACGGCCCAAGUAGUGCACUAGGGAAUAAGAUGCCUUUUGGGACACAGCCUCACUCUGUGCCUGUGGGAAGACUGGGAUCCAUUUUCAUCCCCAGCUAGCUCUCCCAGCUGACCCCAUGUGGCCCACACAGGAAGAGCUAAAGGUUACUACUCUGUAAUACAACGUACUAUACCCUCCAGAGGAAGGGAGGGAGGGGUAGAGGAGAGUGGGAGGGAAGGAGAGAGGGAGAGAGGGGGGAUAGAUGAGAGAGUGAUUGUGGUUUGAGUCCGCUCCCUAGAGUCUGAGCCUGAGGCUUCUAAACCAGGGUUAUCGAUCAGUCGAAUCGUUGAUGUAAUCUCUUUUCUUCUCUCUACUUCCUCUCUUUUUUCCCCCCUUUUUUUUUUUUUUGUCCAAUAGCUUGUCUUCCCUCGUUUAUUGGAAAGGCUUCCUGUCUUGCCUUUGGGACUUUAUGGUGUUGGCUAUUAAACCCUGGACACACAAGUGUGUCUCUCUCACCCCCGAGCUCCUGAAUAUGUGAAAAGGGUCAACCACAUACAAGGACAGGCCAAUUUAAAGAGGGUGGAAGUGGUGAAGAAAAACAGGGCUGGGCGGUAAACCGUAUUUUACUAUAUACUGGUAUUAAUGCAUGGACCGGUUUGGAUUUUUACUUUACCUUACAUAACGGUAUUUCAAUGUCUGGUUUGUUAAAUGUAAUAUAAAUGUAAUAACUGAUUGAUUAUACUCAGGAAAUUAUGGCAGUCGUCCAUUCUUACCACCAGUAAGAGAAUGUAAACAGUUGAGAACUGCUCAUAUGCUAGCAAGAGCUUCAGGUUCCCACAUGUACUUUUUUGCCAUGAAUCUUGCCUGUGAGGAAGUGCCCUAGAAAUCAGCACAAUGUGGCGAAAGUAAGAACUGCCAUUGAAUCCAUUGAAAAUAAAUGGUCAUAGAGGAGAAUAAUUAUUCUGAUAAAGGAAAAGUUACUUUUUCACAAAAUAGAGGCAUACAAACACCAAAAAAAAUGUGGUACACUGUGGAAAUUAUAACAAAUGAGUGAAGGAAAUGCAGAAAUUACUGAAAAUGCUGUAAAAUAUUUUUUCUAUUUGUUUAUUUUACAAUCAAAAGAGAGAAGGUCCCAUUAAAACCACUUAGAAUGACCUUAGGGCAAUGCACUACUCAAGCAUAUUUAGAACUUGUAUUAUUCAAAAACAUAAAAUACAGUCAAAUACCGUCAUACCGUCAAAAAUGAGAAAAUAUUGUGAUAUGAUAUGUUGGCCAUAUUGCCCAGCGCUAAAGGAAAAUGCCAAGACACUCUCUCUCUCUCUCUCUCUCUCUCUCUCUCUCUCUCUCUCUCUCUCUCUCUCUCUCUCUCUCUCUCUGCAGAGAAUGAAGGACUUAUUUUAUUAUUUUUCUUUUCUUUUCUUUUCUGUGAUAGCCGACAUAAUUUGACGCUCCAAUCAAACACGAGAACGGAAUGUGCUCUGUAUUCUGCGGGUCAGAGUAUAUUCAGUGUGUGUGUGUGUGUGUGUGUGUGUGUGUUAUGUCAGUGUUUUGUAACGAGAUGUAUUGAAUAGGUACAGCUGACGCAGGCAAUGUCGAAGUCCUGAAUUCUUCAGCUAUCUUUUUUGUAUCCAGCUCCUGUUAAUGUUGGUAUGUACACACUAAAAAAUAAUGGUUCUAAAUAGUACCAGAAAGGGGUUCUUUGGCUUGUAAUCUUAGCAGAACCCUUUUUUGUGCUAUAUACUGUAGAACCCUUUUUUGAAGUUUCAAUAAAGAACCAUGCUCAUAAAGUUCUAAAUGGAACCUGUAUGGUGCUAUAAAUAAACCUUUCCUAAGGCUCUAUAAAGAACCAUUAAAAAAGGUUCUAUAUAUAGCACAAGAAAAAAGGUAGCGCUAUGGUUACAACCCUUUUUGGGGCUAUAUAGAACCCUUUUUAAUGUUUUUUUAUAGAACCUUUAUGGAGAAUGGUUCUAUAAAGAACCUUUACAGAACCAUUUCUCAAUCUGAAAGGUUCUUUGUAGAUCCUAUUGAAGAACAAUACGUUUUUUUUUAUUCUGGUAAGCCAUAUUAUAUUGUUAAAAUUCCAUAGGUGUUAUUACUGUGUUAAUUGACAAGGUGAAUCAAGUGGACUACCUCUGGAACAGCUGGGAGUCCCUGAGGAGAGAAUUGAGAACCACUAACUGAUUUAGACAACCGUUCUCAAGUAACACAAGGCUAUACAUGAGUCUUUCACAAGACACCGUCACUGGCCAUACUUAUAAUAUGGAAUGGCAUAACACAACACAUUAGAUAAACUGGAAUGACACUCUAACUCACGGUUGCACAAAAAGAGCUGUAUAUUCGAAUGAGCCGCCACCCCCAUUUUAAUUAUCACUAAAAGAGCAAAGAACCCUUUUGAGUGAACUGUAAAGAACCAUUGAAGAGCUCAAAAGGUUAUUUGAGUAAUUAUUGUUCCACAUAGAACCAUCACCCUUCCCAAAGAACCCUUGAGGAACUAUCAUUUUUUUAGUGUGUAACACUAUCUUUGUAUUGGUAGUUUUGUCCUCAAGUGACUCUCAGGCCUCUGUUCCUUUGAGUAGCACUCGGGAGGAAGGAUGGAUUCAUGAGAGAAAUAUUGUUUCUGUGGCCUUUCAACCUCUGACCUCAGGGAUUUGUCAUUGUUCAGUGGUGAUGGAGAGACUCUUAAUGGGAAGGGGAAACAAGAAACACUUUCGCCCCAGCAAACAAGCACCAGCAUACACACACACACACACGCACACAGACUCUCUCUAUCACACACACAUCUGCUGUCUCACUACUGCCCCAGAGAAAACACAAGAAAGCUGAGCUCUGAAGUGCUGUCACACACACACACCACGCACACACACCCCUGGGAUGGACAAGGCUUUAUGAGUUAGGUGAUGCCAGGUAAGAGAGUCUGCAGGGAGACUCUGGAGUUCUGCUGGAGUUUGAUCUCUUAUAUCUCUUUCAUACCAAGACGAAAACCCGCCAACUUAACCAUGCCAUUUUCUUUUUUGAAGCCGGUACUUCAAUUUCCGCCAAGGGAGGUAGACAUGAUUGCGGUAUUAAAUGGUAGAAAAUAUGCCAACUUUUUAUUUAUCAUAACAGGAAAAUUACAAGGUAAUAGUUUUUUUUACAAGUAUGACGCGCUAAAAAUAGCUAACAGUAAGUUGUGAAUGUGAAGAAAUGAUAGCAGUGCAUUCUGUCUGAGUUUGAUCUCUUAUCUCUUUCAUACCAAGACGAAAACCCGCCAACUUAACCAUGCCAUUUUCUUUUUUGAAGCCGGUACUUCAAUUUCCGCCAAGGGAGGUAGACAUGAUUGCGGUAUUAAAUGGUAGAAAAUAUGCCAGGGGGGAAAAGUUUGUGCAACAAUGCGCAAAUGUCUGCAUACUUGAUCUGGGGAAACACUGGGGAAGUGCUUGGGCUCUAGUCGAAGAGUGAAGUUUGUCCGGCUCAGUAAAGCCUCAAACAUAAAUUGCAACAGUGAAAUGGGAUACUUCUAUGUGAAUUAAUGAGGAGACAGAACACACCUCAAUUCAAACUGUUGUUAGAAAAUAAAACUUGUAAGAAAAUAUUUUUAAAUUAACAAGUUGAAACAUAGCCUAUAGAUAAUUAGCAGGCAGCGUGUCUUGGUUUGAGGGCAGUGCGGGUUAACUGUCCUGUUGCGUAACGAUCACAUUUUGGAACAGUGAGUACAUUCUGAUAUCACGCGCAUAAAAAAACUCACGCUGGGGUGACCGUUAGAGAUAUUUGGAACUCACAUGUGAAAAGGUUAAAUCAUGAACAUUCUAUUGUUGUCCGACAUCAAACUUGUCCUUGUAGUUAUGAAAAAGUAUAAACACAAAAACGGCAGUCUGCAUGACAUCGCAGCUUCCUGGCCAAAUAGCAACUUUACCUGAUAUUUUUUUCCAAAUCUAAUUAGGACAUGUAAAUUAACCAAAAGGCAACUAAAAGCAACUUUCUAGACAAUGGUUUGGUUCAUUGCAAGCUAUCUAGCUGGAUAGCCAGCUCAUAAUUACCAGAACAUAUCUGACAAUGUUUUGAGUUUAACUGUAGCCAACUUUUUAUUUAUCAUAACAGGAAAAUUACAAGGUAAUAGUUUUUUUUACAAGUAUGACGCGCUAAAAAUAGCUAACAGUAAGUUGUGAAUGUGAAGAAAUGAUAGCAGUGCAUUCUGUCUGAGAAAUGUAGAACUUAAUCAAUGCUGGGAUAGUCAGGUUACCAUGACAAUGGUCACAAAAACAGGGUCAAAGUUGAAUGUCUCUUGCUCCCAGCCCUCCCCGUUGCCGGCUAAGCACUGGAUGUAUAAAUGACAAAUGACAACAAGAAAGAGGUAAAAAUGGGACUGUUUGAAAGGGGAUCAUAUCAACUUUAUUUAUUUAUUUACAGGCAACACACCGUGAAUCCUUUGUAAAUUAGGUAAUAGACUUCUUCUCACCUCUUUCCCUGUCCUCCCUCCCGCCUCUCCUCCAUUUAUUAACUCUGAUCUGUUGAGCUGCACUUUCUUCUCUGGCUCACUCAUCUCCUUCCCCCCCCCCCCUCUCUCUCUCUCUCUCUCUCUCCUCCCCCUCCCUCUUCACUCCCUCCUUCCUGUCUCCCUCCUGUCUCUCUGUAUGGGAGGUGGUGGUGGUAGUGAGGUAUAGUCUGGGUGAUGGGAUGUGACAGUAAUAUAGAAAGUGUCCCGCUUUUCCUCAUUAGCACUGAAGCGAGGGAGGAGGGGGGCGGGCCGGAGGAGAGAGCGAACGAGGGAGGAGUGGUGGAGAGAGAGGGGGGAGGGGGGGUUGGAGCUCUUUUUAGGACCUUGUCUCAGAGUAUUAGAGAGGCAGAGUGGGGUUCCUAAUAAUACUCUGUUAUGAGACUGGUCUCAGCUGGCCUUGUGAUUACACACACAUGUUCACACCCGCGUUCACACACACACACACACACACACACACACAGACUGCCCUACCAAAGGUUUCUGUAUUCCUUGAGCAUUGCUAGUCCAUUCUAAGAACAACAUGAUUUAGAUUAAUCACAGCCCUGUUGCUAAGCUAGGAUCAGACCAUAGCAUGUGUUGAACAGGUUCUGUUUUUAUCCAGCAUCCCUGUCUAACCCAGUCAGUACAUUACUGGGUGAGUAGAGGGGUCAUAGUUUGCUCCUGAGACACUGAAUCUAAGCUACAUGCCCCCCUCUCUCUCUCCCUCUUUCUUCCGUUCUCUGCACCCCCUCCCCUUUCUCAUCCCCCUCUUUCUCUUCUGCCUUUGCUUUCUCAUCUAUCUCCUCUCUAAUCGGUUAUGAAUUUGCCAGAUAAGGCGAUAAAGGGAAGAAAAAGGAAAGGGGUGGAGGGCAGACAGAGGAGGGAGGGAGAUAGAGGGGUGGAGGUUGGAGAAGAGAUCAUAAUUGGGCUGACAUUCUCCCGGGUUAAAGAAAAGAGAAGAACCCCUAGUCUAAUGGUUGGCCGGGUGGCUGCCCAUCCACGCAGGAAAGGUCAGGUAUCCUCAGGCUACCUUGUGUGUGUGUGUGAUCACUUAUCCCUGCCAAUUACCCCAGCAGCGGCUUGACCAUUGUCACACCACCCAGAGAUGUGCUGCUGCUGUGUGUUUGUGUGUGUGUGGUAAAAGUCUCUCUUUUUGCUUCACAUCGAGCUCUCUGAUUGGCUUCCUGCUGCUAGGCUUUGAUUUUCUGGGAUAACAUACUUAGAACCCUUUUCUCUUAUUUCUGUCUGACUUGCUUUCUCUCUCUUUCUCCAAAUUCUCUCUCUCUCACUCUCUCCUCUCUUUCUCCCUCUGUCUCUUCUCUGCCGCUCUCUCUUUCCUCAUCUGUUCUUUAAAGACUACGGUACCACACUGUUUCUUCUCCUCUCUCCUCUCUUUCUACAUCUGUCUCUUCUCUCCUCACCCUGCUGGCGUUCUCUGGUUAACAAGAUGUCCAGGGACUUCACGGCCCUGUCAUUUUCAGAGAGUUAUUAAGAUUUCUCGUUAUUCCCUAUGUGUGUCGCAGAUACUUGGUUACAAUUGAGUCACAAAAUGGACAUAACGGCAUAUUAGUUUGGUAAACUGCACACUGGCUGCAUAUCUAGGCUGUAUCUGAAAUGGCCCCAUAUUCCCUAUUGGCCCUGGUCAAAAGUAGUGCACUAUAUAGGAAAUAGGGUUCCAUUUCAGAGGCAGCCUGCUUCCUGCUCUCAUAGUAUCUGGUUUGAGUGAGGUUCUGGAAGUGUUUAGGAAGUGUUUGCCAGGGCCAUAUGGGAGGGACCAGGAGGGUCCAUGAUAUCUUUUCCUCUUCCCAGUUUUCCAAUUAUCCCUGGCCAUGCAGAUCCCAGCACAUUUCACAGAUCGACACACACGCUCCUCACACUAAACUGGGCUCACCACACACACACACACAUACACACACGCAAAUUCCCUCAACGAACAGCCCUGCUGCCACAGGCCAUUUAGCCAUCACCCACCCACAGUCAUGUGCUAAUAGCUCUACGCUUGUCCAGUAGAAUGGUCCUGAGUUAGGUUAGUUAAUACUGAAUGGCUUUUGUUAUUGAUUUCGAUAUACAGUCGUGGUCAAAAGUUUUGAGAAUUACACAAAUACUAAUUUUCACAAAGUCUGCUGCCUCAGUUUUGAUGAUGGCAAUUUGCAUAUACUCCAGAAUGUCAUGAAGAGUGAUCAGAUGAAUUGCAAUUAAUUGCAAAGUCCCUCUUUGCCAUGAAAAUGAACUUAAUCCCCCAAAAAACAUUUCCACUGCAUUUCAGCCCUGCCACAAAAGGACCAGCUGCCAUCAUGUCAGUGAUUCUCUUGUUAACACAGGUGUGAUUGUUGACAAGGACAAGGCUGGAGAUCACUCUGUCAUGCUGAUUGAGUUAGAAUAACAGACUGGAAGCUUUAAAAGGAGGGUGGUGCUUGAAAUCAUUGUUCUUCCUCUGUUAACCCUGGUUACCUGCAAGGAAACACGUGCCAUCAUCAUUGCUUUGCACAAAAAGGGCUUCACAGGCAAGGAUAUUGCUGCUAGUAAGAUUGCACCUAAAUCAACCAUUUAUCGGAUCAUCAAGAACUUCAAGGAGAGAGGUUGAAUUGUUGUGAAGAAGGCGUCAUGGCGCCCAAGAAAGUCCAGCAAGUGCCAGGACCGUCUAUUAAAGUUGAUUCAGCUGCGGGAUCGGGGCACCACCAGUGCAGAGCUUGCUCAGGAAUGGCAGCAGGCAGGUGUGAGUGCAUCUGCACUCACAGUGAGGCGAAUACUUUUGGAGGAUGGCCUGGUGUCAAGAAGGGCAACAAAGAAGCCACUUUUCUCUAAUGAAUCCCCUUUCCGAUUGUUUGGGGCAUCCGGAAAAUACCUUGUCCGGAGAAGACAAGGUGAGCGCUACCAUCAGUCCUGUGUCAUGCCAACAGUAAAGCAUCCUGAGACCAUUCAUGUGUGGGGUUGCUUCUCAGCCAAGGGAGUGGGCUCACUCACAAUUUUGCCUAAGAACACAGCCAUGAAUAAAGAAUGGUACCAACACAUCCUCCGAGAGCAACUUCUCCCAACCAUCCAAGAACAGUUUGGUGACGACCAAUGCCUUUUCCAGCAUGAUGGAGCACCUUGCCAUAAGGCAAAAGUGAUAACUAAGUGGAUCGGGGAACAAAACAUCGACAUUUUGGGUCCAUGGCCAGGAAACUCCCCAGACCUUAAUCCCAUUUGAGAACUUGUGGUUGAUCCUCAAGAGGCGGGUGGACAAACAAAACCCCACAAAUUCUGACAAAGCAUUGAUUAUGCAAGAAUGGGCUGCCAUCAGUCAGGAUGUGGCCCAGAAGUUAAUUGACAGCAUGCCAGGGCGGAUUGCAGAGGUCUUGAAAAAGAAGGGUCAACACUGCAAAUAUUGACUCUUUGCAUAAACUUAAUGUAAUUGUCAAUAAAAGCCUUUGACACAUAUGGAAUGCUUGUAAUUAUACUUCAGUAUACCAUAGUAACAUCUGACAAAAAUAUCUCAUAACACUGAAACAGCGAACUUUGUGAAGACCAAUACUUGUGUCAUUCUCAAAACUUUUGACCACGACUGUACAGUUGAAGUCGGAAGUUUACAUACACCUUAGCCAAAUACAUUUAAACUCAGUUUUUCACAAUUCCUGACAUUUAAUCCUAGUAAAAAUUCCAUGUUUUAGGUCAGUUAGAGGAUCACCACUUUAUUUGAAGAAUGUGAAAUGUCAGAAUAAUAGUAGACAUAAUUAUUUAUUUCAGCUUUUAUUUCUUUCAUCACAUUCCCAGUUGGUCAGAAGUUUACAUACACUCAAUUAGUAUUUGGUAGCAUUGCCUUUAAAUUGUUUAACUUGGGUCAAAUGUUUCGGGUAGCCUUCCACAAGCUAUCCACAAUAAGUUGGGUGAAUUUUGGCCCAUCCUCCUGACAGAGCUGGUGUAACUGAGUCAGGUUUGUAGGCCUCCAUGCUCGCACACGCUUUUUCAGUUCUGCCCACACAUUUUCUAUAGGAUUGAGGUCAGGGCUUUGUGAUGGCCACUCCAAUACCUUGACUUUGUUGUCCUUAAGCCAUUUUGCCACAACUUUGGAAGUAUGCUUGGAGUCAUUGUCCAUUUGGAAGACCCUUUUGCGACCAAGCUUUAACUUCCUGACUGAUGUCUUGAGAUGUUGCUUCAAUAUAUCCACAUAAUUUUCUUUCCUCAUGUUGCCAUCUAUUUUGUGAAGUGCACCAGUCCCUCCUGCAGCAAAGCACCCUCACAGCAUGAUGCUGCCACCCCCGUGCUUCACGGUUGAGAUGGUGUUCUUCGGCUUGCAAGCAGCCCCCUUUCUCCUCCAAAGAUAAUGUUUCAUCAGACCAGAGGACAUUUCUCCAAAAAGUACGAUCUUUGUCCUCAUGUGCAGUUGCAAACCGUACUCUGGCUUUUUUAUAGCGGUUUUGGAGCAGUGGCUUCUUCCUUGCUGAGCGGCCUUUCAGGUUAUGUCAAUAUAGGACUCGUUUUACUGUGUAUAUAUAUAGUUUUGUACCUGUUUCCUCCAGCAUCUUCACAAGUUCCUUUGCUGUUGUUCUGGGAUUGAUUUGCACUUUUCGCACCAAAGUACGUUCAUCUCUAGGAGACAGAACGCAUUUCCUUCCUGAGCGGUAUGACGGCUGCGUGGUCCCAUGGUGUUUAUUAUUGCGUACUAUUGUUUGUACAGAUGACCGUGGUACCUUCAGGCGUUUGGAAAUUGCUCCCAAGGAUGAACCAGACUUGUGGAGGUCUACAAUAUUUUUUUCUGAGGUCUUGGCUGAUUUCUUUUGAUUUUCCCAUGAUGUCAAGCAAAGAGGCACUGAGUUUGAAGGUAGUCCUUGAAAUACAUCCACAGGUACACCUCCAAUUGACUCAAAUGAUGUCAAUUAGCCUAUCAGAAGCUUCUAAAGCCAUUAAAUCAUUUUCUGGAAUUUUCCAAGCUGUUUAAAGGCACAGUCAACUUAGUGUUUGUAAACUUCUGACCCACUGGAAUUGUGAUACAGUGAAUUAUAAGUGAAAUAAUCUGUCUGUAAACAAUUGUUGGAAAAAUUACUUGUGUCAUGCACAAAGUAGAUGUCCUAACCGACUUGCCAAAACUAUAGUUUGUUAACAAGACAUUUGUGGUGUGGUUGAAAAAUGAGUUUUAAUGACUCCAACCUAAGUGUAUGUAAACUUCCGACUUCAACUGUACAUCUCCAUAUUGCCAUUACUGUGUGGGUGUGUGUGUGGGUGGGUGUUGUGGUACGUUCUAGAUAAUACAGACUCCUCCAUGCCCGUGUCAGAGGAAUGAGACAAACCAUUAUCACAGUGUGAGCCGUAAUCACACCGCUAUGGGCUGAGCUUGGCACUGUGACAUACACACACAGUCUCACUUUCUCACUCGACUGCUAAUAGGUAUAGAAAUGGACCGGAAAAAAUACAUUUUUUCUUUGUCAGUUUUAUUUAUUUAUCACCAUGUGAAAUAAAACAUAGGGCCAUGGCGCCCUAGCAACAGCCUAAGCAGAGAGCUCCUGUACAUUAUGUAAAUAUUUUUGUAAUUAAUUCCUUUUUAUGGCAUUUUUUACCUACAAUCUUUUUGUUUUAAGAAUGUGUGGUAACCUGAGUGAUGGGUUAGUUCUGUAUGCAGUUGCCGAUGCGGCCGUAAGGGACUCAACGCUGUAAAACAGGAAAUAAAGCAGUUCAGAUUUACUUUGAGAAGGAGUCCAUGUGCAUUGUAUGAUUUUUAAGUAAUUAAUUUGCAUUUACAGACCUCUACAUGCUUUGUAAGUAGGAAAACCUGCAAAAUCGGCAGUGUAUCAAAUACUUGUUCUCCCCACUGUACGUUUGUUUCAUCACAAAACCGGAAAGCAACAUCUGUCCGGUGAAGUCCACAAAGCAAAUAUUGCAAGUAACAAACCGUUAUAUGACCUACAGCAUGGUGAAACAAGUUAAUGUUUUCAACAGUUUACUAAACAACUACUGAUUUAAAACCAUGUAGUUACCACAAGUCAGCUCUGCUAUUCCAGCACCAUUUCAACUUAAACAUUUAAACGUAAUCGAAUCAAUAAGGCUAAAUAUAUACUUAGUUUAAUACACUGAAAACAAACUUAAAGAUACCCAAAACAGCUGAGCUCAGCUCAACACUGAUUAUUUUGUAAUUGUUUUAUCAAGGGAGGCCAAACGCUUGCUGGCAUCAAUCAAUCAAUUGACGGAAAAUUAUGAAAACACAGAGAGAGGAAAGUUUAAAUGUAUUAUUAUUAUUUAUUUAUUUAUUUUAUUGGUCAAAUAUUUGGGGAAGCCUGGCUUCCCUUGGCAUCCAUGAAUACACGCCACUGCAAUUAAUAUAGCUAAUUAAUAUCAUAAGAAUCCACCACAGCAUUAAGACUGAAGCUGGCAAGUCAUUUGUUUGUUUGGCUAGCUAGCUAACGUUUGCUGGCUAGCUGUUUUGAUUCGAAUGCCAGCCAGUGUCCGGAGGUCGAGGAUGGAGAGAAGCCAAAAGCAAGACGUCAGAGGUGUGCAGCGAUGAGGAUCGUAGGGAGGACAAAGUUACAAGGCUGCUCUUUAAUUAUUAUUGAAAUGUGGUGUACUUUCUGGCACAAUGUUGUGACUGCCAUAGCAUCAUCCAAUAGAGUGCUUCAUUUUGUUAGUAGUGAAGGAGUAGCUAGCUACCUACUUACUACAGAGUCCAUGGACUGCAGUGGCUUAGCUCAAACUUCAUCUGACUGAGUUCUACUACGGAAAAGCCAGAGACAGCGAAACACUCCACUUGAUGCAACUAUGACGUCAUCUGAGCGCAACGUAUUGUAAUGACCUGACUAGAUCAUAAAAGAACAACUGUCCAGACAGAGGAUUGAGUUUACGAAUGGACGGUUUAUUAAACCAACUUUACACAGGCUACUGUUUGGCCGUAGCCCACGCCAAAUAAAUGAAAGAUAACCCACAAGCCAAUCGUGACCUUCUCUUGUGAAGCCCAGACGUAAAAAGAGAGAGAACAAAGGCUAAACCUGGUCUUAACUUCCAAUGCUCCAUCCCCCUGCCCAACCCCCCUCCACGCCACUCCGCCAACCGCCAGGAUGCCCGGCAUCAGAACAUUCCAGGCAUUCCCGUGAUUGGCAGAUAGCAGGUUGAUUGACAUGUCGGACCCCGCGAACACUGGGUACUGGUAGGUACAACACAACCAUCUACUAGCCUAACACAUAACACACAGCUGUCUGUGCGGGUCGCUACACAGCCCCCCCACCACAAAGUCCCUCGUCCCCGAGGGAACAAACAAAGUCUCUGAAGCGACCCGGAGGUCUCCUUUGCCUGCGUGGCUGUGAUGGCCGCAGAGUGCCCCUCUGGGAACCAGGGGAUGAAGGCAAGGACAUGGGGGACAAGGAAGCGGGAACGGGUAAUACAGUCCGUGGCUCUGGGGAACCACGCGGUGACACAGGGGGAGUGGGCUGUCUGGAGCCUUGUCUGCGGCACCUGGGGGUGGGUGCCUGGAGAAUGUCAUUGCCAGAGAGGGGAAUUGUGGGGGUUCCUGGGGUUUGGGGAGAAGAGGCCCCUCUAUAUGGGGCUAACCUGUCCCGGUGCAGUGUCACCUUUCUCCCCCUGGGAGGAAGCUGCACCCGGUAAACAACCUCCCCUACCCUCUCCAGGACACUGCAGGGUCCCACCCAGUGACUGUCCAACUUGGGGCAUCUGCCUUUUUUUCUUAGCGGGCUGUAGACCCAGACCAGCUCCCCAGCCACAAAGUGCCUUCCCCGGGUGUGCACGUCAUAGUUCCUCUUCUGCCUCACACCUGCAUUCAGCAGCUGCUCUCUGGCGAAGGUGUGGGCUGUCUCCAGGCGGUCCUGGAGUCUCCGGGCAUACUCCGGCCCCGGGGAAACAUGAGGGCUAUCCAGGGGCCGACCAAACGCCAUCUCCGCAGGGGUACGGAUCUCUCUCCCCAGCAUGAGGAGGGCAGGCGUGCAGGAGGUGGAGUCUUGGACAGCGGAGCGGCAUGCCAUGAGGACCAUAGGCAGGUGCUUGUCCCAGUCACGCUGGUGUUUGGAAGAGACGAUGGCCAGCUGCUGUCCAAGCGUUUUGUUGAAGCGCUCCACAAGGCCAUCACUUUGAGGAUGGAGAGGAGUAGUGCGGGUCUUGUGCAUACCCAGCCUCUCACACAUGGUGGCGAACACACGGGACUCAAAGUUUCUGCCUUGGUCGCUGUGGAUGGACUCUGCAGCUCCAAACCUGCUGAACAUCCCCGCUGUCAGGGCGUCGACGAUGGUCUCUGCCUCCUGGUCAGGCAGAGCAUAGGCCUCGGGCCACUUUGUGAAAUAGUCCAUGGCCGUGAGCACCCAGCGGUUUCCACUGUCUGUGGUGGGGAACGGCCCAACUACAUCCACUCCCACCCUCUCCAUGGGAGCCCCCACUGGGAACUGUUGGAGCUGAGCAUGAGAGCGGCCUGGGGGGCCCUUUCUCGCUGUGCAGUUGUCACAGCGGCGGCAAAAGUCUUCCACAUCCCUCUUGUGCUGCCCCCAGUAAAAGCCCUGACGGAGGCGGCGCAGUGUUUUUGUGACCCCAAAGUGUCCAGUCCCCACCCCCCCAUGAGUACUCUGGAGCACAGCCUCCCGCAAUGCUUUUGGGACCACCACCUGCCACCUCUCCUCCCCCGUAGCUGACUCCUUCCAUGCCCGCUGUAACAUGCCAUCAGCCAGCCGCAGUCGCUCAAACUUUGACCACAACCCUUUGGUCGCGAGUGAGAGUGCUGUCACCUCUUCCCAUGGUGGCCUCACCUGCGCCUCUACCCACUGUAGCACUGGCUGUAGGUCUGUGUCCCGUCCCUGCUGCUGCCCCCAUUCAGCCACGUCGACAGUCUGCAGCUCACAGCAGACAGGCCCCGCUCGCCCGACACACUGUGGCACAGACCCCCUCCUCUGCACACAGCUCUCUCUCCCGUCCCUCUCUCCGUUCACAGUGGCGGCAGCCGUCUGCAGUACAGGGCCGACGGGACAUGGCGUCGGCGUUGGAGUGGCGUGCCCCUGCCCUGUGCACCACCGUGAAGUCAUACGGCUGAAGCUCCUCCAACCACCGUGCCACCUGCCCCACUGGCUCUCUGAAAGACAUGAGCCACUGGAGAGCAGAGUGGUCAGUCCUUACAGUAAAGGGAAGACCACCCAGGUAGUACUUGAAGUGUUUGACGGAAGCCACAACAGCCAAGAGCUCCCGCCGGGUGACACAGUAGCGGUGCUCAUGUUUGUCAAAUGUUUUGCUGAAGUACGCCACCGCUCUCUCCCCCUCUGGCCCCACCCUGGCCAGCACCCCACCCAUGCCCACAUUGCUCGCGUCUGUGUCCAGGAUAAAGGGCAAUGUGAGGUCAGGGGGGGCGAGCACGGGGGCCUCGAUCAGUGCACGUUUGAGGGUGUUGAACGCCUCCUCACACUCCACUGUCCAAGUGAAAGCCUUGUCCUUCGGCAGCAGGCGGUUCAGUGGAGCAGCAACGCUUGAGAAGCCCCGUACAAACCUCCUGUAGUACGAGGCCAGGCCCAGGAAGCUCUUCAGCUGACGCUGGUCAGUGGGGGUGGGCCAGUCUCUGACAGCCGCUACCUUGUCCUCCAUGGUGCUGAUCCCCUCCUUCCCCACUCGGUGGCCCAAGAAGGACACCUCUCUCCUCAUGAAGUGGCACUUCUCGGGGUGGAGCUUCAGACCUGCGGCAGCCACCCUCUCCAGCACACACCGUAGCGCCCCCAGGGCUGACUGGAAGGAGCUGCCAUGGGCCAGGAUGUCAUCGAGGUAUACCAGACACUGCUGUCCGGGGAUGCCAUCCAGCACCCUGUCCAUCAAACGCUCAAAAGUAGCUGGAGCGUUGCACAGGCCAAAGCACAGGACCUUGAACUGCCAGUGUCCUCUGUUAGUGGAGAACGCAGUUUUGGCUCUGGCCUCUGGGGAGAGGGGCACCUGCCAGUAGCCACUGCGGAGGUCUAGUGAGGAGAACCAGGAGGACCCCCUAACCAGGUCCAGCGACUCAUCGAUACGUGGUAUGGGGUAUGAGUCCUUCCUGGUUACCUCAUUCAGCCGCCUGUAGUCCGCACAGAACCUCAGCUUGCCCCCCUUCUUCGGAACCAUGACGACUGGCGCCGCCCAGGGGCUGUCUGAGGGCUCAAUGAAGUCUGCCCGCUGCAUCUCCAACACAGCCUUGUCUGCCGCCUCCUGGCGUGCCAGCGGGAUACGGCGGGGGACGCAUCUUGAUAGGUCGAGCAUCACCUGUGUCGAUCUCAUGCUGCACCAGAUGAGUCUGACCCACCUCUUCCUCACUCAGCGCAAAGCUGUCUCUGAAUUCAAACAGCAACUGCCUCAACCGUUCCUGCUGCUCGGGGUCAAGACCAACACAGUUCCUCCCCCAUAUCUCCCUCACUGCAGACAGUGUCCUCUCCCCUCCCAUCUGGGGUAGCUGGGCUGGGGGGGGCGCGGCCCGGGCUCACAGAGGACUGUGUCGUGGAGGUAGCUGGGGGAAUGUAACGCAACGCCGUAGGUGACAGGGGGGCUGGGGAAAAGUCACACCCAGAUGUGGGGGAGGGGGGGCAGCCAUGAGUCUCUGCUGCUUUAACUGUUGGAGUAAAGGGUUUGUUGGGUUGAGUGAAUGUGACAUUAGGGGCCAUGGUGACCUCCGGCCCUCCCUGGAAGCUCAGUGUGCCCCUAUUUAGGUCUAACUGGCAGCCUGUGCUCCUAAGAAAGUCCAACCCCAGGAUACAAGGGUCCUGCACAGCCGCCACCCACACAGGAUGACGCACAGUCCUGCCCCCUACUGUCAGAGUCAUUAUUCCCUUCCCUUUCAUGGGUGCCAGCUCACCUGUGACUGUGCGGAGCUGCACAGUUGUAGGCUCACACUGAGUCCAACCUGGCACAAUAUCUGGCCUCACCAGGGUUACUGUGGACCCAGUGUCCACCAGGGCGGAGCAGGGCACCCCCUCCACAGUGACAGGGACAUGACAAAAGUCCCCAACACAGGUCCGGCCCACCACAACAACAGGCUCCAUCCGCUUGCCCUCGUCUGCUUCUGGGGGAAGUGGAGCCUUGCUUCCCAGUCUGUGCCGGUGGGCUCCUCCUGAAGAAGAUGGUGGUUGGGAUAGAAAGCCAGGGGUCCGCACUACCCGGUCUAUGCGGACCCCGAGCCGUUUCCCUGAGCUCUGGGGGACAUGGGGCAAUCUCGGCGCAGAUGGCCUGGCUGGCCACAACCCCAGCAGACCCUGGGACCAGGGCGUGUGUUUCGUGCCACCUGUAGCGACACAGCACGAAUGAGUUCUGCCAUUUCAGCCACCCAUGCAGGCUUUUCCGGCUCCGGGCUGCUCUGCCCCCCAGCUCGCACAGAGGGUCUGUCUCCCUGCACCCCCACCAAAGCCCCAGCUGAAGCCCCAGCCCACACCAGCUCCCUCUCCAAAGCCAUCUCCAAGGCUACCUGCAAUGACUCAGGAUGAGCCAGCUGGGUCUGUAUGCGCAGCUCCGUAGGAGAGAGCGCCUGUAUGAACUGGUCCUGUGCUAGCUCGCUCUGCACGGAGGGGGGCAUGUGAGCAUAUGCCCGCCGAGAGAGGCUCUCAAUGUCAUUAGCUAACACCCGUAGAGGCUCUCCAGGCUGCCUGCGUCUAUUACUCAGUUCGGAGCGCAGUAGCCCGGGCUGUACACACUGUCCAUAGCGCCUCCUCAGUGCUCCCACUAAAGCACCAUAAUCACGUCUGUCCUCGGGGCUAAUCAAUAUCAAACAGGCCAGAGCUUCAUCCGUGAGGCAUAAAGCCAACUGCAGUGCCCUAUCUUCAUCCGACCACCCCCUAAAAUGAGCUAACAGUUCAAACUGAGCAUGAAAAGCUUCCCAAUCCGCCUUACCGGAAUACUUCGGGGUCUUAACGGAUACGGACGCAGCCGGGAACUGGGCGCCGCCAUGUUUGUUUACAUCCUGAGCCCCAGAUUCCUCGUCCCGCCGCGUCGACGUCACCCCUUCGGUCCGCCCACCAGAAUCCGCGCGAAACACAGUCGACGAAGCACUCAUGCCCGCUUCAGCCGCCAUCACUCUAACGUCCUCCCUCAAGCGGCCUCUGGGCUCCGAUGCCCUGGCGAUCUCCUCAGCCAGAACCCCCGACGUCCAUGCACACGCACCUCCUUGGCCAUAAUCGUCCCCUACCUCCACCUUCACUUUCGGAUUCCCUCGAAGCAUCUUCAACCCCCGUUCUCACCUACGGUAGCUAGCCACAGAAGUCAGCUAGCUAGCUGGCUAACUUUUAUCAACGUUUUUACUUCUGACACCAAUGUAAUGACCUGACUAGAUCAUAAAAGAACAACUGUCCAGACAGAGGAUUGAGUUUACGAAUGGACGGUUUAUUAAACCAACUUUACACAGGCUACUGUUUGGCCGUAGCCCACGCCAAAUAAAUGAAAGAUAACCCACAAGCCAAUCGUGACCUUCUCUUGUGAAGCCCAGACGUAAAAAGAGAGAGAACAAAGGCUAAACCUGGUCUUAACUUCCAAUGCGCCAUCCCCCUGCCCAACCCCCCUCCACGCCACUCCGCCAACCGCCAGGAUGCCCGGCAUCAGAACAUUCCAGGCAUUCCCGUGAUUGGCAGAUAGCAGGUUGAUUGACAUGUCGGACCCCGCGAACACUGGGUACUGGUAGGUACAACACAACCAUCUACUAGCCUAACACAUAACACACAGCUGUCUGUGCGGGUCGCUACAGUAUGUUGUUUGUUGUUGAACGCUGAACGCUGAAAGCUGAACGAGAGACCAGGGUUUAUUGUUUUUGUAAAGCUGACAGUGUUUUUAUAUACUUUUAUUUUAUUUUGGAUACUGCCGCUCUUCCCAGUAAAGCAUUAAAAACAAUCAAGCAACCGAGAAAAAUGCUAAAGAUAGACCAUAUUAACAUAUGCAGCCUGAGAAACAAGGUCCAUGAAGUCAAUAACUUGCUUGUAACAGAUGACAUUCAUAUUCUGACUAUCUCUGAAACUUACUUAGAUAAUACCUUUGAUGAUACAGUGGUAGCAAUACAUGGUUAUAAUAUCUACCCACAUCUACUGACAUCUACUGACAGAGUGGAGUGGGGCGAACCCACAAUGAUAGUAAAAAAACUUUGGAGCACCUUAAAUGAAAUUUUGGGGAAAAAAGGAAAACUCGGCUCUGUCAUUCAUUGAAUCAGAUGGCUCAUUCAUCACAAAACCCACUGAUAAUGCCAACUACUUUAAUGACUUCUUCAUUGGCAAGAUAAGCAAACUUAGGUAUGACAUGCCAGCAACAAACGCUGACACUACACAUCCAAGUAUAUCUGACCAAAUUAUGAAAGACAAGAAUUGUACUUUUGAAUUCCGUAAAGUCAGUUUGGAAGAGGUGAAAAAAGUAUUGUUGUCUAUCAACAAUGACAAGCCACCGGGGUCUGACAAUCUGGAUGGAAAAUUACUGAGGAUAAUAGUGGACGAUAUUGCCACUCCUAUUUGCCACAUCUUCAAUUUAAACCUCUAGAAAGUGUGUGCCCUCAGGCCUGGAGGGAAGCUAAAGUCAUUCCGCUACCCAAUAAUAGUAAAGCCCCCUUUACUGGCUCAAAUAGCCGACCAAUCAGUCUGUUACCAACCCUUAGUAAACUUCUGGAAAUAAUUGUGUUUGACCAGAUACAAUGCUAUUUCACAGUAAACAAACUGACAACAGACUUUCAGCACAGUUAUAGGGAAGGACACUCAACAAGCACAGCACUUACACAAAUUACUGAUGAUUGGUUGAGAGAAAUUGAUGAUAAAAUGAUUGUGGGGGCUGUCUUGUUAGACUUCAGUGCAGCUUUUGACAUUAUCGAUCAUAGUCUGCUGCUGGAAAAACGUAUGUGUUAUGGCUUUAUACACCCUGCUAUAUUGUGGAUAAAGAGUUACUUGUCUUACAGAACACAGAGGGUGUUCUUUAAUGGAAGCCUCUCAAACAUAAUCCAGGUAGAAUCAGGAAUUCCGCAGGGUAGCUGUUUAUGCCCCUUACUUUUUUCCAUCUUUACUAAUGACAGGCCACUGGCUUUGAGUAAAGCCAGUGUGUCUAUGUAUGCGGAUGACACAACACUAUACACAUCAGCUACUACAGCAACUGAAAUAACUGUAACACUUAACAAAGAGCUGCAGUUAGUUUCGGAAUGGGUAGCAAAGAAUAAGUUACUCUUAAAUAUUUCCAAAACUAAAAGCGUUGUAUUUGGGACAAGUCAUUCACUAAACCCUAAACCUCAACUACAUCUCGUAAUGAAUAAUGUGGAAAUUGAGCAAGUUGAGGUGACUAAACUGCCUGGAGUAACCCUGGAUUGUAAACUGUCAUGGUCAAAACAUAUUGAUACAACAGUUGCUAAGAUGGGGAGAAGUCUGUCCACAAUAAAGCGCUGCUCUGCCUUCUUAACAACACUAUCAACAAGGCAGGUCCUACAGGCCCUAGUUUUGUCGCACCUAGACUACUGUUCAGUAGUGUGGUCAGGUGUCACAAAGAGGGACUUGGGGUUGGCUCAGAACAGGGCAGCACUGCUGGCCCUUAAAAGUACACGGAGAGCUAACAUUAAUGACAUGCAUGUCAAUCUCUCAUGGCUCAAAGUGGAAGAGAGAUUGACUUGAUCACUACUAGUUUUUGUAAGAGGUGUUGACAAGCUGAAUGUACCGAGCUGUCUGUUUAAAAUAGACAUGCCACCAGAGGUCUCUUCACAGUCCCCAAGUCCAGAACAAACUAUGGGAGGCGCACAGUACUGCAUAGAGCCAUGACUACAUGGAACUCUAUUCCACAUCAGGUAACUGAUGCAAGCAGUAGAAUCAGAUUUUUUUUUAAACAGGUAAAAACACACCUUAUGGAACAACGGGGCUGUGACAAGACACACACAAAGGUACAGACACAUGUAUACGCACACAUUGUGAUAUUGUUGUAUGGUGGUAUUAAACAUUUUGUAUUGUAGUUAUGUAGUGGUUUAAUAAUGUUAUAUGGUGUACUGUUUUAUCUUUUGUUUUAUAUGUAAUGUAAGUGCUUUAAUAUGUUUGGACCCCCAGGAAGAGUAGCUACAUUGGCAGCAGCUAAUGGUGAUCCCUAAUGAAUACAAAAUACACCUUGAUGAGACCACGCUUCCUGCCUGCCUAUGGACUUUCCCUCCCCACUUGACCACCUCCCUCAGAUGAUAACUCAAGCCAUUAACUUUCUAAUGACUGUCCAUCUCAUGAUGUUGUGAUGUUGUUUUUCUAAAUUACUUGUCUUUUUUUUGUUUGCUUUGAAGCGCUUUGAGAUUCUGUGAAAAGUGCUAUAUAAGUUGAAUAAAUUGUUAUUGUUAUUAUAAAAAAAAUUCUCAUUGAUCUACACACAAUACCCCAUAAUGACAAAGCGAAAACAGGUUUUUAGACAUUUUUGCAAAUGCAUUAAAGUAAAAAAACAGAAAUACCUUAUUUACAUAAGUAUUCAGACCCUUUACUAUGAGACUCGAAAUUGAGCUCAGGUGCAUCCUGUUUCCAUUGAUCAUCCUUGAGAUGUUUCUACAACUUGAUUGGAGUCCACCUGUGGUAAAUUCAAUUGAUUUGACAUGAUUUGGAAAGGCACACACCUGUCUAUAUAAGGUCCCACAGUUGACAGUGCAUGUCAGACCAAAAACUAAGCCAUGGGGUCGAAGGAAUUGUCCGUAGAGGUCUGAGACAGGAUUGUGUCAAGGCACAGAUCUGGGGAAGGAUACCAACACAUUUCUGCAGCAUUAAAGGUCCCCAAGAACACAGUGGCCUCCAUCAUUCUUAAAUGGAAGAAGUUUGGUACCACCAAGACUCUUCCUAGAGCUGGCCGCCUGGCCAAACUGAGCAAUCAGGGAGGUGAACAAGAACCCGAUGAUCACUUUGACAGAGCUCCAGAGUUCCUCUGUGGAGAUGGGAGAACCUUCCAGAAGGACAACCAUCUCUGCAGAACUCCACCAAUCAGGCCUUUAUGGUAGGGUGGCCAGACGGAAGCCACCCUUUAGUAAAAGGCACAUGACAGCCCCCAUCGAGUUUGCCAAAUGGCACCUAAAGCCUCUCAGACCAUGAGAAACAAGAUUCUCUGGUCUGAUGAAACCAAGAUUGAACUCUUUGGCCUGAAUGCCAAGUGUCACGUCUGGAGGAAUCCUGGCACCAUCCCUAUGGUGAAGCAUGGUGGUGGCAGUAUCAUGCUGUGGGGAUGUUUUUCAGCAGCAGGGACUGGGAGACUAGUAAGGAUCGAGGGAAAGAUGAACGGAGCAAAGUACAAAGAGAUCCUUGAUGAAAACCUGUUCCAGAGUGCUCAGGACUGUGCAGCGAUGCUCCCCAUCCAACCUGACAGAGCUUGAGAGGAUCUGCAGAGAAAAAUGGGAGAAACUCCCCAAAUACAGUUGUGCCAAGCUUGUAGCAUCAUACCCAAUAGACUCAAGGCUGUAAUCGCUGCCAAAGGUGCUUCAACAAUACUUAUGUAAAUGUGAUAUUUCCGUUUUUUAUUUUUAAUAAAUGUACACUCAAAACAAAAAUUGUUUUUGCUUUGUAAUUAUGCGGUAUUGUGUGUAGAUUGAUGAGGGGGAAAAAACGAUUUAAUCAAUUUUAGAAUAAGGCUGUAACGUAACAAUAUGUGGAAAAAGUAAAUGGGUCUGAAUACUUUUCCGAAUGCGCAUUAUGCAUUUAUCCCCAGCAUUGCUUUGACCAUUAGGAGUUGCAGUGUCUUCUGGGAGUUGUAGUCUCAUCUCAACAUGUUCUCUCUUCCUGUUUUGCUGUAGGACUUCCUGACUGACCUGAUGAUGUCAGAGGUGGACCGGUGUGGGGAGAACGAGCAUCUGAUCUUCAGAGAGAACACCCUGGCCACCAAGGCUAUAGAGGAGUACCUCAAACUAGUGGGGCAGAAGUACCUGCAGGACGCACUUGGUAAGUCUGUCUGUCUGUAUCUAUCUGUCUGUUUAUCUGCCUAUUUUUCUGAAUAUCUGCCUGCCUGUCUGCCUGCCUACCUGCCUGCCUGCCUGCCUGCCUGCCUGCCUGCCUGCCUACCUGCCUGCCUGCCUGCCUGCCUGCCUGCCUUCUCCAGCCUCUCUAUGUCUUCAGUUAUAGGAGAGGAGAGAUAAAGCUAUUGGAGACGGUGUAUGUGAUAGGAUCUGCUGUACAGAAGGGGAGGAUGGGGCUGUAGAUAUGGUCUUUGUAUUCAGCUGUAGGAGAUGGCUGUAGAGAUGACUGCUCCAGUCUGUGGACCGUGACAUUUUCCUCCAGCACAGCACACUCUCUGGAGGAGAGAAAAUUAAUACUGUUUAUCUCUCUAUUGCCUGCCUUCAAGUCUUCACACUAUUUGACCGCUCUUUAGACUCUUCCCAGCUAGCACAUUUGGUUCCUUGGAAGUUGUCGGAAUGUACGUUUUUGGUUUCCCAUUGGUUCUGGGAACGAAGCCAUAUGUUUCCUGACUGGUAAAACUGAAAGUUUAUCAUACGUUCUGAGAACGGGAGUGAAAAUUUCACCUAUUCUGGGAACUUACAUUUUUAGGUUGCAGGGAGGUUCUGAGAACGUUUUACCAUGGUUCUCUGAAAGUUUUCCUGGGAGGUUUUAUUAACGUUCUGAGAACGGAAAUUAAAGUUUAUUUUAAGGUAAUUAAAUAACGUUCUGAGAACAUGUUUCAAUAAGACUUUUAAUGAAACUACUGGCUUAGUUUGGGUUAACUGUUUUGAACUUUGCUUAUGCAUUAAUCAUACAAACACAUUUCUUUUUUAUUGUGGCACUGCAUCAGUGAGAUUAAAAUCUAUGAUCUUCUGUUCUCUAUCCAUGGAAUUAGUCCACUUCGCCACCAGGAUGGAGCUAGCAUGCCAUGUUUUUUUAAACUCAUUUAGUCUAUUCAAACAGACCCCAUUUAAAAGAAAACAAGCACCCAUUAAAAUGGAACUGACAGCGUUUUAGCAACAUGAAAUCUUAUUCGAAUCUGUUCAUAUACACCCCCAGGAAGAAUAUGACACCUUUUUUACAUUUUCUGACAAGCAAGCACUUACAAUGUUUGGGAAUGACAUAGAGUAAGGCAAAUUCUAUAGCAAUAUGGAGGGGGAUAGUGGCCGUGCGUCUGGACAAUUAAUAGAAACUGCAGUAAAUAAAGACUAAUAAAAACAUAUGUCACGCAGGCCUGCCAUCAUUCACUUUGAAAUGGACAGUGUGUUUACAGCCAGUAGCAAGUUCAUCGUGACUUUAGAUCAUUAGAAUGCAUACGCCAAAAGCCACCUGAAUGGAUUUCUGCAAAUAUGUAAAUCCCACGGGAGUCCUCUUACAUUUGGGAACUUUACAGUCCUAUUGAUCAAACAACCAUGAAAAGUUAGGCUCUCUCUCCCUCAGUUAUGCACAUCAACAACAACAAGAUCAACAACUAAUGCUAGCCAGAGUGAGAUGAGCUAAAAUCUAACAAGGGAACAUUAGAUAAACCCUCUCAAACUUUUUCAGCUACUUAGCCGUCAAAAUUGCACUGAUAAACGAUGGGGAAUGGUUGCCUGCUCGACCUUCUGCAGCUUGCCUGCCAAUGCAUGCUUGUCCCAACUCACGUAUCGAUGCAAAAUAUAUUUGAUUGACAACUAAGGGUGCGUUCGUAAAUUGCCUCUAGUGUGUCAGAGUGCGCUUUUGGUCGUUCGUAAAUUCAGAGCGUUGUCAGAUUGUCUGUUCAUAAAUUCUGUGUAUUUUGCUCUCCGAGCGUUCAGAGCUCACACCGCACUAUUGACACGGGAUGCUCUGGCCGAGGAGUAAGGUUGAUUCGAGCAUUCCUCACAAUGGCAGUCAAGCACCGGCUAAAGUUGGCUAGCUUGCUAGCUACUUCCAGAAACAAAUGACAGAACACCUCACUCUGACCAUUUUACUCGCCCUAGCAGAGCUGGUUAGGCUGUUUACAUAUUUUUACAUUUUACAUUUUAGUCAUUUAGCAGACGCUCUUAUCCUGAGCGACUUACAGUUAGUGAGUGCAUACAUUAUUUUUUAUUUUUUCAUACUGGUCCCCCGUGGGAAUUGAACCCACAACCCUGGCGUUGCAAACGCCAUGCUCUACCAACUGAGCUACAUCCCUGCCGGCCAUUCCCUCCCCUACCCUGGACGACGCUGGGCCAAUUGUGCGCCGCCCCAAUUGGCCCAGCGUCGUCAUGAGUACAUGUUAUCUAGAGCGUUAGUGACUAACUGUGCUGCUGGCAACAAUUAAUAAUAACAAUAAUAAUUACUUUUUUUGCCAACAAAGUUCAUAUUCAGCAGGUGUUGCGUGUUCGUAAAUUCAUCCAUUAUUCAGCACUCUGGCACACUCAGACGAGAGUGCUCGGAAAUCAGUAGGUAGCCAGAGUGAAUUUUCUAACGCAAGAGAUAUGCUAUCUGGAUUAUGCUAAUUUAGCUAGCUAGCAAAGUGAUUGACAUUUCUUGCUAGCUAACCAAAUGACACCUACAUCUCUAGCUGUAGCCACCAGAAAAAAUUAUGAGGGGGAAAAGUCGGUCACUCACCUACUCCUCCAAUUACAUGACAUCCUCCCAGCAGCUAGCUAGCUAACGUUAGGCUCUGUGUUUCUAGCUUGCUAAAUAAAUAGCUAAACAGAUACGCAAGCCUAUUAGCCAUGUUGACUGACUUAUGAUCAUUGCGCUUGGUAGUUUGAUUGUAUUGACAUUCCUAGCCUUAGUUACAUUUGUCUGUUUUUGUCCAAAAUAUUGAGUAAUUGAAACUGAAACAGUGCAACCCGAAUGGGUGGAGGCAGCAAACAAUAUACAAGCCAGCUGUGAUUUACAACCUGAUAGCAAUAUUUUAUAUUGAUCAUUUUGUCUGAUAUUAUGAUUGUCUGUUUGUUUCAUAUCUGCAAAGUAGCUAAAACGCUGCCAGUUCCACUUUAAGAUCAGGUGUGGCCAAUUAGUAGGCGUGGCCAACACACCUCAACACACUUAACACAAUAGAGGAUAGAGAGAGUUUUUUGAUGCUGAGAGGAACGGGAUGUAUAUGUUUUAAAAUAACAUUUUUAGAACGUUCUCUGCACAUUACUAAAGUUUUCUUGUGGUUUUUAUGGAAAGUUUUCUUAACGUUCCGGAACAAUUUGAGAACAUGACUUUUAUAGAACCAUGAGGAAACCUGUAGGAAACUUUAUGCUGAAGUACUGAAAUUCCCACAGAAGAACGUUGUUUCUUAACAUUCUCUGAAAUAUUUGAGAACAUUCUCAAUGUCAAACCAGUUGGAGAACAUUCCUAGAACAUUACCAAAAUUGAAAUUAUAUGUAACCAUCUUUGAACUUUUAGGAAAUGUUCUGUUAAAGUAAUGAAAUACCCCCCCAAAAAAAAAAAAAAAUUGUCAAGUUCCUUAAAUGUGCUGAGAAUGUUCCAAAGCCAAGCAACUAUCCUGCACCACUCCCAAAAAGUUGUGGGAAGGUUGUAUGCUAAAUAAAAAAUAAUCAUUGGACAACCAUGCUCUCACCAAGCUCUAAGAAACCAUAUGGUUCUCAGAAUGUUAUGUGCUAGCUGGGUUUUUUCUCACUCUCUCUUUAUCUCUCUCUCAACCCUAUUUUUUCCCAAUCUGUCCCUCCACCCAUAAUUUUUUUCCACUCUUUCUUCAUCCAUCCAUUCUUAAUACAGAGACUGUGUGUUAUCGUAAACAGUCAAACUUGUUCUGGGUCAUUAGGUCAUAGUAAAGAGCUUACUGAGCUGUAGUAGAGGUCAGAGGUCAUUGAGCUGUAGUGGAGGUCAAAGGGCAGAGAAGGCCCAACCCUCCUGUACACAGAACUCUCUCUCUCUCUCUCUCUCUCUCUCUCUCUCUCUCUCUCUCCCAUUAUUCAGCACUCUGGCACACUCAGACGAGAGUGCUCGGAAAUCAGUAGGUAGCCAGAGUGAAUUUUCUAACGCAAGAGAUAUGCUAUCUGGAUUAUGCUAAUUUAGCUAGCUAGCAAAGUGAUUGACAUUUCUUGCUAGCUAACCAAAUGACACCUACAUCUCUAGCUGUAGCCACCAGAAAAAAUUAUGAGGGGGAAAAGUCGGUCACUCACCUACUCCUCCAAUUACAUGACAUCCUCCCAGCAGCUAGCUAGCUAACGUUAGGCUCUGUGUUUCUAGCUUGCUAAAUAAAUAGCUAAACAGAUACGCAAGCCUAUUAGCCAUGUUGACUGACUUAUGAUCAUUGCGCUUGGUAGUUUGAUUGUAUUGACAUUCCUAGCCUUAGUUACAUUUGUCUGUUUUUGUCCAAAAUAUUGAGUAAUUGAAACUGAAACAGUGCAACCCGAAUGGGUGGAGGCAGCAAACAAUAUACAAGCCAGCUGUGAUUUACAACCUGAUAGCAAUAUUUUAUAUUGAUAAUUUUGUCUGAUAUUAUGAUUGUCUGUUUGUUUCAUAUCUGCAAAGUAGCUAAAACGCUGCCAGUUCCACUUUAAGAUCAGGUGUGGCCAAUUAGUAGGCGUGGCCAACACACCUCAACACACUUAACACAAUAGAGGAUAGAGAGAGUUUUUUGAUGCUGAGAGGAACGGGAUGUAUAUGUUUUAAAAUAACAUUUUUAGAACGUUCUCUGCACAUUACUAAAGUUUUCUUGUGGUUUUUAUGGAAAGUUUUCUUAACGUUCCGGAACAAUUUGAGAACAUGACUUUUAUAGAACCAUGAGGAAACCUGUAGGAAACUUUAUGCUGAAGUACUGAAAUUCCCACAGAAGAACGUUGUUUCUUAACAUUCUCUGAAAUAUUUGAGAACAUUCUCAAUGUCAAACCAGUUGGAGAACAUUCCUAGAACAUUACCAAAAUUGAAAUUAUAUGUAACCAUCUUUGAACUUUUAGGAAAUGUUCUGUUAAAGUAAUGAAAUACCCCCCCAAAAAAAAAAAAAAUUGUCAAGUUCCUUAAAUGUGCUGAGAAUGUUCCAAAGCCAAGCAACUAUCCUGCACCACUCCCAAAAAGUUGUGGGAAGGUUGUAUGCUAAAUAAAAAAUAAUCAUUGGACAACCAUGCUCUCACCAAGCUCUAAGAAACCAUAUGGUUCUCAGAAUGUUAUGUGCUAGCUGGGUUUUUUUCUCACUCUCUCUUUAUCUCUCUCUCAACCCUAUUUUUUCCCAAUCUGUCCCUCCACCCAUAAUUUUUUUCCACUCUUUCUUCAUCCAUCCAUUCUUAAUACAGAGACUGUGUGUUAUCGUAAACAGUCAAACUUGUUCUGGGUCAUUAGGUCAUAGUAAAGAGCUUACUGAGCUGUAGUAGAGGUCAGAGGUCAUUGAGCUGUAGUGGAGGUCAAAGGGCAGAGAAGGCCCAACCCUCCUGUACACAGAACUCUCUCUCUCUCUCUCUCUCUCUCUCUCUCUCUCUCUCUCUCUCUCUCUCUCUCUCUCUCUCUCUCUCUCUCUCUCUCUCUCUCUCUCUCUCUCUCUCUCUCUCUCUCUCUCUCUCUCUCUCUCUCUCUCUCUCUUUCUCUAACAUAAGGUUAGUCCAGUGUUGUGUUAGUGUUUGGCUGUGGUCCCGGCGAUAAGCCUGGUGUAUGUUGAUGUAUUUACCUCAUCCAGCCUGAUUUAGAAACGUACCCAGCAGCAGUUUUAGCUGCAGAAAAGCACACGUCCUCCCUGCAAAUUCUCUCUCUCUUUUUCCAUCUCUCUCCAUCUCCCUCUCUCCACCCUCCCUCUCUCAUUUCCCUCUCUGUGCAUAGAUUUUUCAAGUUGUGUGUGUGUGUGUGUGUGUGCCUGUCUGUCUGUGUCUUUAUUUCUGGGGUUGUGUUAAGAAUAUAUUGGAGCCUCAGUGAAUCAUGCAUGUGUGUAUUUCUUGGUGUAAAUGUGCUUUUUUUUUAUUUGACGCCUAGGUGAAUAAUAGAACAUCUCAUCGCUGCCAAAGAUUGACUGGUUCUGGUCUGCCAUGCAGGGGCGACAUAAGGAUGAACAGGAGUAGAGCGAGGGGGAGGGGGAGGAAGAGAGAGAGAGAGAGACCAACUGUACAGGGGAAAUAAUUACACCUUAUCACUGUCAAACUACAGAUGAUAUCUUAUUUUUAUAGUCUUAACACAUCCUCUCUCUCGUUCUCUCUCUCUCUCUCUCUCCUCCCUCACUCUCUCUCUCUUCCUCUUUUUAACUCUCUUGCUCUCCUUCACAUGGGAAGGACAAGGUUGACAGGAAGAGGGGGGGAGGAUUUGUGGAACGUUGAUGGAGCGUUGUUCUAUUGUUGUCUGUGUUGUUGUUAUCGCGUCUGGUGCAUUGACUGAGAUGGAGCACAUGAACAUCAGUCAUCAGUCACUUUGUGUUACCUGGGAUGACCUGGGUCUCCACUCAGGUUCACUCAGGGUUCUUAUUGUUGGUUGACAUAUUGAUGCCAUUGGAUAGAUAUAAAAAAUCUGGGAAAUUGUCUCCCUAUCCCAGAGGUCAAUAGCAUAUGGUGGUCAAUCAUUAUAACUACCUCCAGCAACAAACUCGUUCACCUUUGGUUCUCUCGUCGGCUAAUAAUGAUGUUGUUUACUGUUUACUGAAUUAAAGUUUGUGUUUGAAUGAAUUAAUGUUUAUGUCUGAAUGAAGGAAUGUUUGUGUCUGAAUGAAUGAAUGUUUGUGUCUGAAUGAAUGAAAGUUUGUGUCUGAAUGAAUUAAUGUUUGUGUCUCAUUACUCACCUGUCUCCCUCUCCAACACUGUUGACUCUCCAUACUGACUGAACGUCAGUGUCUGACUCUGGUCUCUCUCUCUCUCUGUGUUAUGUGAGUUUAUCAAGGCGCUGGUCUCCAUAGUGACUUAAUGUUAGUGUCUGACUGUCUCUCUUUCUCCCUGUGUUAUAGGUGAGUUUAUCAAGGCGCUGUAUGAGUCAGAUGAGAACUGUGAGGUGGACCCGUCCAAGUGUUCGUCCAAUGACCUGCAGGAGCACCAGAGCAACCUGAAGAUGUGCUGCGAGCUGGCCUUCUGCAAGAUCAUCAACUCCUACUGGUAACUACUGGGACACCAGCCACAAUACACCAAUACACUACCAUUUAUCUAUCAUGACAUUUUAGGAACCACUGUACCACAGGUAACAGUACACUGUCAUAUCUCCUCCCUAACGUUGUUGAUACUUCCCUCUCCCUGGCAGUGUGUUUCCACGGGAACUGAAGGAGGUGUUUGCGUCUUGGCGACAGGAGUGCAGUAGCCGGGGGCGACCGGACAUCAGCGAGCGUCUGAUCAGUGCGUCUCUGUUCCUGCGCUUCCUGUGUCCGGCCGUUAUGUCACCGUCGCUCUUCAACCUGAUGCAGGAGUACCCUGACGACCGCACCGCACGCACACUCACACUCAUCGCCAAGGUUACUCAGAACCUGGCCAACUUCACCAAGUGAGUGUGUGUUGAUGGUGUGUGUGUUCACGUUGUGUGUUUUUACUGUGUGUGUGUGCGCAUGCAUGCAAGAUAGAGAGAGCAUGUUUUCUAUACGGAGGCACUCACUCUCCCCCUCCUCUCUCUCUCUCUCUCUCUCUCUCUCUCUCUCUCUCUUAUUUUCUCCCUCCGUCCCAGGUUUGGCAGUAAGGAGGAGUAUAUGUCCUUUAUGAACCAGUUCCUAGAGCAUGAGUGGACCAACAUGCAGCGUUUCCUGCUGGAGAUCUCUAACCCAGAGACCAUCUCUAACACAGCAGGGUUCGAAGGUUACAUAGACCUGGGACGGGAGCUGUCCACCCUGCACAACCUGCUGUCAGAGGUCGUCUCUACCAUGGACCAGGUAGGACUGACAACCAGGAGGGAGGAGAACAAUGAAUACAAUGGACAUUUUGUCAUUAGUUAAUAUACACUUACGUCUGUAUAUAGUAUUUCAAGAAUUGAAAGGAGACAGGAGUUCUUCCUGACCACGUGAAUUGACCAGGAAAAACUCAAGGCCCCAGCUAUAAGUGGAUUUUCAUGAUCAGAAUUGACAAAGAACAACUCUGAGCCCUAGUGAAAGCCUAUAUAACUAGGCCCCAGACAUUUUCCCUGGUCAGGUCAUGUACUCAGGAAAAACCCCUGGCCCUAAUUAAAUACGUACUUUAAAAGUACAUACUUAAAAAUGUUCUAGUGCAUUAUCACUACCCUUCAGCAUUUAAUGAUGUACAGCGUGCAUUAGCAUGCUUACCUAACUAGAUUCAACAAUGUGUAUAGCACACUAUUGCUUAUAUAAUACAACUACUGCUAUCACUCUCUGUCAAUGAGAGUACACUAUUGGUAUGCUAUGAUUUGCAAAUGGAUUUGCAGGGACACCUAGUGCAUUAGCAUCGUUCCGCAUGGAGAGCCAUCCCAGAGUGGUAAUUACUAGGUAUAUUGGGGGCAAAACCCAUAGACUCCAUUUGUAUGUGUGUGCUCCAUCCCAUCCUCACAGAGAACAACACACUGUUCCUUUCAAUUAUUUAAAAAACUCCUGUCUGUCUCCGUUCGACAUCAAGUCCUUCCAGGCUCUGAUUCAUUAUUCAAACUGAAGGGCAUAAUUAGAGGGAGAUUAGCACUCUGUAAUUGGAAAGAUAAUACCCAAUCUAGCAGCUGACUGACUGAUACAGACACAGAGAAAAUAGUUGCAGUCUCAUCUGCUAUCCAAGGUUUCAGUCAGUGCCUAUAAAAGUUGCAACAGAAAUGGCUUCAUACAGUAAAGUAGAAGACCGUGAAGAAUGGCAUUAAUACAGAGUGAGCCUAAGUAGGAUGAAGUUUGCCCCCAAGCCUAGACACUGAUCUAAUGUCAGUCUUGUCAGUUUAAUGUCUUCCAUACCCCACCGCCCUAAUUAGUUACUAGGAUUGCAGGAGGUGGAAGCUGAUCUUAGAUCUGUGCCUAAAGGCCUCAACUUUUAUACUGCGCUACCAUCACCCCUGACCCCAUCUCUGACCUUUAACCUUUUACCCCUCAGAGCUCCGCCUCCAAACUGGGGCCUCUACCCAGGAUCCUCCGGGAGGUGAACACAGCUCUGACCAACCCGUACAGUAUGACCAUGACCGCUCCGUCCCCCUCUGACCGUAUGGGGUCUCCGCCCAACGCCGGGGCAGGCUGCAGCAUCUCCACCGGCCUGCAGAAGAUGGUCAUCGACAACGACCUCUCAGGGUAAGGACAGGGUUUGGGAAAUGGUAUGAGGGUGUGAGGGUAGGGUAAAGGUUAGGAAGAACAAACAAAGGAAACGGUAUGGGUAAGGAUGGUUAAGGUGGUCAAGGUUUGCUCUUCAAAUGUCCUGUGAGCUAAAAUGUCUCCAGACUGAUAAUGAAAGUUGAUCUCUUGUAAGUUCAUAUCUUUGUUAGGUGAAUGAGAUGAAGGUCAUUGUUGUCUAUUGUGUUCAACAGUUGUCCUGGAUCAAUAGGUAUAAUUAGCCAUAGUCGUUGUCGUGACCGUCCGUCCGUCCGUCCGUCCGUCCUCCCUUUAUCAAACCACGGUGUGUCAACCCAGUCACAGUCACUGUCCUGUCCCUUCCAUUCCCUCCUUAUCAGGCUGGCAGAGAACCUGUAACCCAAGUCAGAUUUAUGGAGGCUGGAGUGAACGAGCCUAGCAUUCUAGCAGUCCUUCUUAAUUACAUCCCAUUUACAGGGAGGGAGAGGGGGAGAGGGAGAGAGGGAGAGAGGGAGAGAGGGAGAGAGAGAGGGAGAGAGAGAGAGAGAGAGAGAGAGAUCGAGAGAGAGAGAUAGAUCCGUAGUAUAGAGAUGUAGAGCGCGAGAGAUAGAGAGCUCUCGAUGCCCCGAGAGAGAGAUCCCCAGAGCAGAGAGAGAGUAGAUAUAUCGAGAGAGUGUAAAUCGUGGCUGUCAAGGUAAUUGUCUCCAGACAAUAAAGCUUCUGACUGGGUGGUGGAGGAUAGGAGGAGGAGGGGGGGAAGAAUGAGUGCGGAUCACUUAACUGCUCCCUAUGACUCACAUCCUCACUUGCUGCUGCUUUGCUGUUUUUAUACCAUGUGUCCUGUUGUGUAGGAUGAGUGUUCAUUGGGAUUUCACACUUAGCUGUUUCUCAUGUGUGGCCUGAAGGGUUUGACUGGUCAUUUUUCAUGUCUGUAAGGGUCAAUAGAUACAACAGUGUACAACUGUUUUACAGAAUAAUCAAAACCUCUCUCUCUCUUUGUCAUUCCUCCUUUUUACCUCUUGCUCUUCCUCCCUUUCACCACUUUUUACCUUCCCUCCCUCCUCCUCCCCUCAACCCCCACCCCUCUCCUUCCCUCUCUCCUCUCUCAGGUUGGUGGACUUCACCAGGUUACCCUCCCCCACCCCGGAGAACAAGGACCUAUUCUUCGUCACCAGGAAUUCUGGGAUCCACCCCUCCCCAGCCCGCAGCUCUAGCUACUCUGAGUCCAAUGAACCCGAGCUGGGCAUGGCCAACGGCAGCAAAAGCCUGUCCAUGGUGGACCUCCAGGACCCCCGCAUCUUAGAGAGCAGCCAAGGCCCCGGCCCCUCAGACGGCCUGGGAGAGGGGAAUGUUCCUGGGGGAGUGUGGUCGGCCCGGACCCCCCAGGGUAACAUCACUGGAGGUCCUACACUGAGGAGGCCGGUUCAGACCCCCACCACCCCUGGGUCGGAGAGUGCCCCAGGCAGGCCGGCUCAGCUUCUGGCCCCCCUGUCCUUCCAGAACCCCGUCUACCAGAUGGCGGCAGGGCUGCCUGUGUCGCCGCGAGGCAUGGCCGACUCAGGCUCCGAGUGCCACAGCUCCCACAGUUCCCAUAGCAACAACGAGGACGGGGCAGGAGGAGGAGGGGGGAAACACAACACCUUCCUGAACCACGGAGGAGGAGGAGGAGGAGGAGGAGGUGGGGGGAGUAGCGGGGAGGAGUAUGCCCGUCGUUCAGGGGAGUUUGUAGGCACGCGGAGGCAGCUGUCACUCACAGAGGCCCAGCCCACCAUGCCCAGACAAAACAACGCCGGCCCCCAGCGCAGGAUAGACCAGCCCCCUCCGCAGACCACCAUCACCAGGGGCCGCACGCCCCCCAACCUGCUCAACAGCGGGCCCUACCCGCGCCCCUCCAGCGGCAACAUGAUGUCAUCAUCGCCCGACUGGCCCGGCAGUGGGGCACGGCUACGGCAACAGUCGUCGUCAUCAAAAGGAGACAGCCCCGAGACCAAGCAGAGAGCCCAGCACAAACAGGUAAGGUACUUAUACAGUAGUACACACACACUCCCAGUGAAACACACACAGUCAGUCAGUCAACGUAUACUUGUUCAAAUGACUGUGUAUGGGAUAGCUGUUAUAGCGAGGUUCUUUGCUGGCAGUCAUGUUGGUAGCUUCAGUGUUGGCUUUCAGGGCUCAUACUGUAUCAGUGUAAAACAAGAUCCUUUCUUUCUCAAUGAGUUCUCAGGCUAAAUAAAGCUUUAACUAAACAAAUAAUGCAGUGUCAUGGAAAGCUUCCAUUAAUACCACUUCAUCCCAUUAUGCGUUGCAUGUUGACAAUGCCUGUAUGUCCAGUGGGUGGUGUCUGAGCUCUCCUGUUAUUCUCUCUAAUGAAUUACAGUCAUUGGAGCAGCCAGUGUGUAAUAACAGUAAACACCAUGCUCAAUGUCUCUGCACUGUUUAUACGUGGGAGUCUAAUAGCACAGGUCACAGGUAGAGAUGCAUGCAGGCGUAGGCCUAUUAUUUCCUGCUUUCGUACAGACGCAUAGAGAUAGAUAGGGUAGUUAGUUAUUUUGGGUUGGUUGGUUGUUUUAUGGUUACCUUAUCAUCUGCAGGUCACACACACACUCACUCAAAUCUUGCACUCAGUUAUUUGUGUAUGUGUGUGGCUGUGUGUCUGUCGCUGUUGGGACUGGGAGUUGUUCUAGUGCAUAUAUAAUUUAUCUGCUGGCAUCCUUGGGCUGUUAAAGAUUACCUCAUAGUCAGCAGGUCACUGAUAGGCUGGCUGGUCGAUGGUUUCCCCGGUGAUCUCUGGCCUCAAGGUGACAGGAAGGACAUUUACAUUCCCAGUUUCCUACAAUGCCCUGCUCUCCCCUAGGGACUGAUUGAUUGGUCGGCUUAGUGAUUGACUGAUUGGUGUAGCCCGAGGGUUAAUGGGGUUGUAAUGGAAACCAGACGGACACCAUCCGCGCUCUCAGGGAUUUGUUAAGCAUGUUGUUUUUAAUGUCUUCUUCCUUCCUAUCUGAAUUACAUUAGAGAUACAUAACAGCUGGAUUAGAGAGAGACAUUGAGAAGGAAAUCAAUGCUUGAUUGAGUCGCUGUCUGGCUGCACUAACUGGUUUUCAGCUCUGUCUGGAGAUGCAUGUAUUUUUAAUAGAGCACGGUGCUUAUAUACUGAGCAGAUUGCAACUAUAAUUCUAAUCCGUGUCACACAGCUCUAAUCAAACCUGGCUAGGUUCUGAGUUCAUGAAAUGAUCCUGUCUCAAUCCAGUUUAGAAUGAUGUCUAGAAGUGAUGAUAAGCUAUUGUGCAUGUCACCUAACAUCACAUUAAUAUGUUGCUAACUAACUAACUAACUAACUGACUAACAUCACAUUAAUAUGUUGCUAACUAACUAACUAACUGACUAACUAACAUCACAUUAAUAUGUUGCUAACUAACUAACUAACUAACUAGCUAACAUCAUAUAUUCAGGAGAAAUCUCUUGGCUGUCUUGACCUUGGUAUUCUUCUGAGAAGUGUCCAAUGACAAUGAAAUGACAGAGCGAGGUUUGAGCUAAUACAUUUUAAUGAAUUCAGUUCACCAUAUAUGAGAUUCAAAUAAAGAUAUUCAAGGUUUCAAUUCCAAAGACUAGUUUGGACUUUGUCUGUGAAACGAUCCCACUGUUCUUCCCCUCCCUUCACAGUCCAAAGGCUCCAUCUCCCUUUCACCAACUGUCAGUCACCAUAACUGACACAUUUAAUGACACACAGACACUCUCACUCAUACAAACACACACACACACGCUCACUCUCUAUCUCACACACAAACACACACACAUACACACAUACCACACCCUCUCUCUCUCACACACACACGAACACACAAACACGACACUCUGCUUUAGUGAUUACAUUAUGUGUCCUUUACGUUCCAUGUGCAUUUCGAGCUUAUUCCUGUGUGUACGUAGUCUGUAUGUCGGUGUGUACCGUAUGAUGUGUGUGGGUGUACCGCUCGACUCAGCUCAUGUGUGUGUGUGUUGUGUUGGUUCCACUAGGCCCCCUCCCCAGUGAACCCCAAUGCGCUGGACCGUACGGCUGCCUGGCUAUUGAAUAUGAAUGUGCAGUAUGUAGACCAUGAGGGGAUGGACCCCGAGUCCAGAAACAGAGAGGAUCUCACUCAGGCCGAGAAGGUAACGUCCAACUCCCAAACCAACCUUAACCCCCUCUCAACCUCCCUUUUACCUCCCUAACUACCCCCCGUUCUGAGCACCCACCCUCUACCUCUCCACCUAACCCCCAACCCUCAACCGUAAACACUACCUCACUCCCUGUAACCAGCACUAUCUCUAAUCCCCUCAACUCCCAUGGUCAAGCCCUCACUCCUACCCUUAACUAUGCCCCCUUAUAACUUACAAUCACUCACAAUAACCCAGCAUCUCUAAUAACAAUACUCAGUUUGUAUGGUCAAAGGAUUUCAACCGUAAGGUAUUCUCGUGUGUGUGUGUGUGUGUGUGUGUGUGUGUGUGUGUGUGUGUGUGUGUGUGUGUGUGUGUGUGUGUGUGUGUGUGUGUGUGUGUGUGUGUGUGUGUGUGUGUGUGGAGGACAUGCUUCCUGCUGCUUAUUCACCUGCUUCUCAUCCAACCAGCACAUCUCAUUGGCUCUUAGCUCCUCAUGCUUUGACUGGCUGUCACACAAACACCUCCACUGUUUUGAUUGGCUAUCACACACACACCUCGGCUACACAACAUUCAUACAUGAUCAUUACAGCUCUAUCAAACGUCUAGGAAGAUGCAUGCAUAACCAGUACAGAAUCAAUCAUUUACUCCAGCUUUGAUGGGAUCCUUCAGAGGACGUUUUAAGACUACACACAAUAAAUCAGGGUUCCUCAAGGUGAUGGUUCUAUGUGGAACCAUAAUGACUCAAAGAACCCUUUGAGUUCUUCAAUGGUUAUUUACAGUUCACAAAAUAGUUAUUUGCUCUUUUAGUGAUAAUUUUGCCCGUGUGGUUUCACACAGCUCUUUUUGUGCAACCGUGAGUGAGAGUGUCAUUCCAGUUUAUCUAAUGUGUAAUGUUAUGCCAUUACAUGUUAUAUAGGACUAUGACCAAUGACGCUGUAUUGUGAAACACUCAAGUAUGGCCUUGUGUGAAUUGAGACCGGUUGACUAAAUCAGUCAGUGGUUCUCAAUUCUCUCCUCAGGGACCCCCAGCUGUUUCAGAGUUAGCUCACUUGAUUCAACUUGUCAAUCAACAAAAUAAUAACACCUAUGGAAUUGUAACAAUAUAAUAUGUCUGACCAGAAUAAAAAACCCUGUGGUUCUUCAAAAUGGUCUAUAAAGAACUUUUCAGAUUGAGAAAGGUUCUUUAUAGAACCAUUCUCCAUAAAGGUUCUAUAAAGAACCAUACAUAAAGGGUUGUAACCAUAGCGGAACACUUUUUUGGUGCUAUAUAGAACCUUUUUUAAUGGUACUUUAUAGAUCCUUAGGAAAGGGUUCUUUAUAGUACCAUACAGGUUCCAUUUAGAACCUUAUGUGCAUGGUUCUUUAUUAAACCUUCAAAAAAAGGUUCUAUAUAGCACCAAAAAGGGUUCCACUAUGGUUUUAGUGCGUACCCUUAAAUGCAGCUGCAGGAUCCAUGAUGUUUUAUUAAAGGAGGGAUUUGCUUAUGCUCCACUUUUCUCCCAGCCAGCACAAACCCUCUCCUCUCCAGUACCGCUCACAGGUCUGUCUCCUCCCUCUCCUCUCCAGUACCGCUCACAGGUCUGUCUCUUCCAUCUCCCCCUUCUCCUCCCUCUUUCUUCUGGAACAGUGCUCAGCUUAAGUCCCCUCACAUGCCCAUGUUUAGAGGUUAGGGAUCAAAGGCAAGUGCUGGUGGGAUUUGGGACAUAGAAGGAAUGGAAACUCAUCCCUUCCAGGAAUACUGGUGGCUUAGAAAAGUGUUGGGUAAUAGGUACUUUUAGUCUUCCACACUUCCAACACUUUUUGUCAUCCUGCCUAGUGCGAGUUUCAGUUUUCCUUCAAUAUUUGACCAUUUCAAACUUGAAACCAGGUGGACAAAAAAAUAACAAAUCAGAUAAGAAGCAAGAAUGGUGUGACAAUGAGGUGAUACACCUGUCAAGGUCUACCGGAGGACCACUGUGAUGAGGAGGACAUUGGCAGUGGUUAUGGUGAUGAUAAUGAGAACAGUUAUUGCCCUCUUCAACCUAGAAAUAACAGUACAAUUGAAUGGGCCAGGAUGGGUUGGCAACAUUUGAAAUAAUUAUCGGGUUGGCACUGUUGAUGAGGAUAAUAAUAGCAACUCUGACUCUCUCUCGCUUUCUCUCCUGUCUCAAGUAGCAGGUGGCUGUAUUGUUGAAGAUGCCUCUUCCUCUAACCCUGUCUCUCUCUCUCUCUCUCUCUCCUCUCUCUCCAGUACCAGCAGGAGAUCGUGGUCCUCCAGGAGAAGCUGCGUGUGUCGGUCCAGAAGCUGGAGGAGUACGAGGCUCGUCUGAAGGGCCAGGAUGACGGAGGUCCGAAGGCUCUGAUGGAGUACCAGGCACGGCUGGAGGAGUCUGAGGAACGCCUGAGGCGACAGCAGGACGACAAGGACCUCCAGAUGAAGGGCAUCAUCAGCAGGUACGUCUGAUGUGGGGAUCAGACCCUUUCCAGACAGAGACUGGUGAAUGUAAGGAGAGAUAACAUUGGAGAUGGAGAAAGAGAGAUCCAGAGUGAGCGUGUGGUAAGAGAGAGCAAGCAUACGCUGAGAGAAAGACAGGGAGAGGGGGUGUAUGGUAAGAGACAUGGGGGGGCGUUAAAACUAAAGGCUGAUUUACCUAGGUUUGUAGAGACACAAGGGACCUCAAGAGUUAACCAGCCCUGUGAGUGGGUUUGGUGCCUCGUAUUUCUAUACAUUAACCGAGAAGUGAGAUAUGUUGGAAGCUUGUGCAGCAGAGCUUUGUAAACAAAAAGGGAGAAAUUAAGUGAUCUACAGGAAUUUAGAGAGGUCCAGCCGACCUUCUGGUAAAGAAUGCAGUGAUGAGUAUUAAACCUGUCACCUGUGGUAGAGUGAAGCACGCUGUGGUAGAGCGAAAGAGAAGGAAGGAGAGAGAGGGAAAGCGAGAUGGGUGAUGUUAUCUGCUGGUCUGUGAUGUCAGGAGACACAGCGCUUCCCUGUUCCCUUCAGAUCCUUAUCACACUGCACCCUGCAAUUAGAGCCUACACACACACACACCUCGCAUGACUCAAUACACACACACACACAUCUCACAAAAUUCAAUAUACAGACAUUUCACAAACUCAAUUAAAGUGAAAAGUGUUAUCCUGAUUUUUAAACGCCUAGCAGACCAGUGCCCGAGACACACACCUCACAAACUCAAUUAGAAGCUCUACACUCCUACACACACCUCCUAAAUACAUAGCAGACCAGCAGGCCCAAUAUACCCUCCUUCCAAUAACUCUAUUAUAGGCUGUGCAGUGUGUACUCCUACAUACAGCUUUAAAGCACUAGCAGACCCCUGUGUGUUAAGAGUAACACACUCCUAACACACGUUCCUGCUCUGUGUCUUACACUGUGUGUCCUUCUGUUUGUGUUGCUACUGUCCUUCUAACACAGUGUGUGUGUGUCGUGUCUUGCUGUGUAUGUGUGUGUGUCCAGGCUAAUGUCUGUGGAAGAGGAGCUGAAGAAAGACCAUAAUGAUAUGCAGGCUGUGGUCGACUCCAAACAGAAGAUCAUUGAUGCACAGGUGAGAGUCACACACACACACACACACACACACACACACACUUACCCUAACCCUUAGUAUACUACUACCCUCAUUAUAUUAUAUUAUAUUAUAUUAUAUUCGGGUAUAUUAUCCCCCAUUCCAUCUCCCCUGCAUGACAGGUUUUCAAGUUUUAUUAGUCUUAUGUACAGGAUACAAUGCUUUCUUGUAGGUUCCUUCUCAACAAUGCAAUAACAAUAAGAAAUAAUAAAAUAUAAGAAUACAAACGUAAAUUAAAUGGCUCAGUAGAGUAGAAUAAACAUUUUAGCAUAAGUAUAAUGCAGGAAAGCACAAUUUAUAGUACAAUAUUUACACAGAGAAAGGGGGGAUUGGGGGGCAAGUAUUUAAAUUGUGCUGUAUUAGCAAUAGUAAAUAAGAGUGUGCUAGCAGCCAUUGUGAUGUGUGUGUAGCAUGAAGGUAUAUGUGGGUGUGUGUAUGUCUGUGUGGGUGUGUGCAUGAGUGAGUGAGUGAGUGAGUGAGUGCAUGUGUGCUAAGGUGCAGAGAGUCAGUGCAGGUAGUCAGUUCAGUUCAAGUGUUCAGAAGUCUGAUGGCUUGUAGAUAGAAACUGUGAACACCUCGUGGCUGGGGUGUGUGGGGUGCAUGAUGAUGCUGUGGGACUUCCUCAGGCACCGUUUUAAGUAGAUGUCUUGGAUGGGUGGGAACAUGGACCCAGUGAUGUACUAAGCUGUCUUCACCCAGUGAUGUACAGGGCCUUGCAGUCGUGGACGGAGCAAUUCCCGUAGCAGGCCGUGAUGCAACCGGUCAGGAACGCUCUCGAUGGUGCAGCAGUAGCAUUUGGAGAGGACCCGGGGUGGCAUGCCGAAUUUCUUCAGCCGCAUUAGGAAGUAGAGGCGCUGUUGCGCCCUCUUGACAAGAGUGGUGGUGUUUUUGGUCCAUGUCAAGUCCUCAGUGAUGUAGACACCGAGGAACUUACAGUGCCUUCAGAAAGUAUUCACACCCCUUGACUUUUUCCACAUUUUGUUGUGCUACAGCCUGAAUCUAAAAUGUAUUAAAUUGUGAUUUUUUUUUUUGCCACUGGCCUACACACAAUACUCAAAAAUGUCAAAGUUGAAUUAUGUUUUUAGAAAUGUCUUGAGCCAGUAAAUAUUCAACCCCUUUGUUAUGGUAAGCGUAAAUAAGUUCAGGAGUAAAUGUGUACUGUGUGGGUGUCCCACUCGGCUCAGCUCGUGUGUGUGUGUGUUGUGUUGGUUCCACUGUAAAUACUUUCCCUAAAGGCUGACUCAUCGAUGUUGAUUGGUGUCGUCAGCAAACUUGAUGAUGGAGUUGGUGUCGUGCAAAGUCACACAAUUGUGGGUGAGCAGGGAGUACAGCAGAGAGUGUAGAGAGUUUCACCAACCAGAAAUAGACAAUGGGCUAGGAUGUCAGUUAGCAUCUGGUUUGGGCCUGCUGUCUUACAAUUCUUAAUAACUUCCACCACUUUUACACACACGCAACACCACUUUCAGAGGUAAGGAAGAAUGUAACAGGAUCAUUUACUUGUAUGUCGAGGUUGCCUCUCAGUGGGAUUCCGCUAGGAUGGGAUGAAGCCAAGAAAACGUUGUCCACGUCUCUUGUGACGGUAGAGCUGAGGAUAGGUUCUCGUCAGUCGGUGUUUAGUUUCCAAAGAGAUGGGAUUAUUCAUCCAAAGGGCGUGGCCGCACCUCGCAGAAACUUGAUCUCACGUCUGUUAGCAAGUCCUGUAAUUUAUAGGGAUACUCACAGGGGGCGGGCUUAUGACAGUCCAGACAGGGUGGUUCUAACAAUUAAACACAUUUAUGUUCUUUGAGACAAACCUGAGACUUCCUCAUAAGUGUCCACAGCAUGUUUCUACUGCACAUUUUAACAAUCUCUAGGAUGAAGUACGUAACCUGUAGGUACCAAACAUGCUUUUGGUAAAAUGUAUAUCAUUCCAUGUUAUAGCAAAAUACCUGUUAUACCCAUUUAAUGACGUAGGACAAUCAGGAGAAAAAUAUCACAUAAUGCUUCAAGAUUAUAUCACGUCAUGGGUUUUUCAAUUGAAUACAUUGAUAAGAAAACAUGUUUAAAUGUUUGCGCCAUUUUCCUUUGUCAAAAAGCAUAGAAAGUAAUUGACUCCCUUCAAUACACAACUCUUGGCGCUCAAAAGACUGGAUGGCCGUUUAUCCAGCAACACAUGUAGAUCACAAGGCGUUCUGUUUUCUGUUGUAAACAGGGAAAGGGAGAGUUUAUUUGUCUUGUGAUAGCUUGUAAAGGGGGGGGGCUGGAAUGUGGGAUAUUUGUUCUCCAUCAUCCACUCCACCCCCCCUUGUGUGCUCUCGUUACAACACUCGUCUGGGAGGGAGGCUUCGGUGGGCACCACACAGCUGUAUUUGCCUUUGUAGUCUGUGAUAGCCUGUAGUCCUUGCCGCAUGUGGCGCGAGUCUGAGUUGUUGAACAUCUAUUCAAAUUUGAGUCUGUAUUGUCUUUUUGUGUCCCUAAUGGAUUUGUGGAGCACGCGACACGCUUGUACGUGUCGCGUGCCACUGCGUCGUCGGGGUUUGUUCUGCUGACAUUGAAUGCUGCGGGACGGGCUCUCAGCAUGGUACGGAUAUCUCUGUUCAUCCAGGGUUUUGGUUGAGGUAUGUCCGCAUUGUUAUUGUGGGUGCAACAUCAUCAACACAUGUCCUAAUUAAGCCUGUGACAGAUCGAUUUAGCCCAAGCAUUCUCAGGGAUAGUUAGUUGAUUGACUAUAUAAAAUCCCAUAGAGAGAGGGCAGGGCAGUCCUUAGUGGCAUAAAACAGUACUGCAGGUCAUUAUGAGAAACUUGGAAUGAGAGUUGAGCACUCACACACUUCCUGUCACACACACGUCCUGUGUUUGCAAUGUUUGAACCUCAUAGAGAGAGAUGCAUGGAGAAAACAGAGAAGCCCAUGCAGCGCCUAGUCAACUGUGCCCAAUAUAUUGUGUGUAUAUCCGUUUCUACUCGUGUGUGUGUGUGUGUGUGUGUGUGUGUGUGUGUGUGUGUGGGGUUGGGGCGUACAUGCGCGUAUGUGUGUGUUGUGUCAUCUGCUACAGGACGUGAUGGGUGACAGAACAUGGAAAUACAUAAUGUUUAAUUCAACUUGUGACAAGGCUUGAAUGGCUGAGCGGGACACACGACUCUACGCUUCAGUCUUACAGACUAACUCAUAUUUACAUUAACAUUAUUCUUCCUGACUGUCUGUCAACAAGCGUGACUCAUUUGACAUGGUAAACUCUGUCAACUUCUGACAGCAGAGUGGCAGCUCUGUGUUGUAGCAUAACAUUUUCUGAUGCAAACAUAGCCACUGACGCAAACACACAAACUUCAAUGUGAGUUAAACAAAGUUGGAGAAAUGUAGUUGAAAGACGCCUCAAUGUCAACUCACAGACAGCGAUGCACAGACACACACGCACACACACGUACAAACAGAAGCUCAUCUGCACAGUAUAGUAAUGGGAGUUGAGUGUGCAAACAAAGAGGCGGUGGUAAGGCAAUGAGCUGCUCCCUGAGUCAACAGACUGGGAGAAUGAAUAUGGAAUGCUCAUUAAGAAGAGAGGGAGAGAAGUGAAUAGUGAAUUAGAGAGCACCUCGGGUGGAUGAACAUGAACGCGAUGGAACUUCAGAUGAUACCGUAAACAACACUUCCAUUUUCUAUUAAUGUGUCUGGUUGUCUGUCUGGCUGGCUGCCUCGCUGGCUGAUUGCUUGUAUGCUGCUGGUAUAUGUGUAUGUGAGUACUUCAUCGCUAUCCUUGCACAGGCACUAUAUUGGUUACUAUCUUGCUGAGAUUACUGCUAUUGUGCGCACGCAAAGCCUGAGAGAAAGUGAGGAAUCGACAAAAAAAUAGGGCGGGAGAGAGAGACGAGAAAGAAAAAGACUCGAGAGCUAUCAAGAGAGGACGCGAGCGAGAGCGGUACGCAGGAGAGAGCGAUACACUGAGAGACGAGAUCGAGAGAGAGAGAGUCAGAGAAGAGAGAUCGAAUAGCUCUAUCUCUGCUCCUUCUCCUAUAUAAUCUCUCUCUCUCUCUUCUCUCUACUCUCUCUUCUCUCUCUCUCUCUCUCUCUCUGCAUGAGAAGCGUUAUAGCGUCUCUCGACGCAGCCAACGCCCGUCUGAUGAGUGCCCUGACCCAGCUGAAGGAGCGUUACAGCAUGCAGACCCGUAAUGGCAUCUCCCCUACCAAUACCACCAAGCUCCAGAUCACUGAGAACGGAGAGUUCAGGAACAGCAGCAACUGCUAG